This is a messenger RNA of Phyllostomus discolor (pale spear-nosed bat), 1335 nucleotides long. It is a transcript of the gene CLEC19A, whose product is annotated as C-type lectin domain containing 19A. The record is from RefSeq and is a predicted model, not a curated record. Gene Ontology annotation, molecular function: signaling receptor activity. NCBI's taxonomy places the organism in Eukaryota, Metazoa, Chordata, Mammalia, Chiroptera, Phyllostomidae. The transcript is spliced from 5 exons. Bases 365 to 925 code for a protein of 186 amino acids.
UGAAAGGCAGAGAUGCUUUAUCUCCUGUAGCAGGCUGAGAUGUGAGCUCUGUUAUUACCUCAUCUUACAGAAGAGGAAACUGAGUCUCAGAAGUGGGUGCACACCCAGGGCUACAAGGUGGCUCAGAAGCAGGACUGCUAUUUCUCUUGGCUUUCCUGAGGGGGCUGGCCCAGGACAACUCUCGGGCUGUCAUUCUGAGCUGUCUCCAGUGGUGCGGAGAGAAGGGAGGGCAGGAGGAGGAGACUGGGGUCUACCCAGUUGCUCUUGAGCUCCUCGCAGUCCCCGCCUGCACCCAGGAGAGCCAGUAGGACCCAGACCAAAGGUCUUUCACUCAGGCCAAGAGGUGGACUUCUUGGGGCCCAGGAUGCAGAGGUGGGAGCUGUGGGCCUUGGCCACCAUGACCCUCCUCUCUGCACAGGCCUUUCCACAAGCAGACAUCAGUAUCAGCCCAGCCAUGCCAGAGCUGCCUCAGGCUUCCCAGUGCCCACUGUUCUGGACGGAGUUCAAAGGCCACUGCUAUCGAUUUUUCCCUCUCAAUAAGACCUGGGCCGAGGCUGACUUCUACUGUUCUGCAUUCUCCAUCAGCUGGAAGUCCGCCAAACUGGCCUCCAUCCACAGCUGGGAGGAGAACGUCUUUGUGUAUGACCUUGUGAACAGCUGUGUUCCUGGGAUCCCAGCUGACAUCUGGACAGGGCUUUAUGACCAUAGACAGGAAGGGCAAUUUGAAUGGACCCAUGGCUCAUCCUAUGACUACAGCUACUGGGCUGGGAGCCAGCCAGAUGAUGGUGUCCAUGCCAGGCCAGGAGAGGAGGACUGCGUGCAGAUGUGGUACCGGCCCACCAGCGCUCUGAGGUCAUGGAAUGAUAACACCUGCAGCCGAAAGUUCCCCUUUGUCUGCAAGAUUGCAUCUCCGACCACUCACUGACCCAGUCUUGGCUCUCCGAGUGAGCCCAACUCUAGCAUCAUCUUAUAGCUGUGCCUAGUGUAGAACUGACAAUAAAUGUAAAACACAGAGGAGAUAAAUAUCCUAGACUGAGAUUUUAAACAAGCAAAUCUUGACAGAGAGUGGUUACUUGGUCACAAGUGACAGGAAACCCAAUUCAAACUGGCCUAAGAAAUUAAAAAGAGUGGUGGAUUUAUUGAUCCAAAGAACAAAAGGCUGGGGGCCGAUCUAGAUUCAGAGUCGACUCUCAUUGGCCUGGGUUGGGGCGCGUGCGCACUGCGGCAGCACUCGCUCUGGCCAGUGCUGCUUGGACUGGCUUGGAUGCCCAUCGCUGAGGCAGAGACGGGAGCCAAUCAGUGUCGCCAACCACAAGAGCCCAAAGGGGAGGGUCG